UUACAUCUCUCUGCUUCUCAUGCUCUAUUGUCACAAAAUACGGAUUUUUCUUUCAGGAAAUUAUCAAACUUGAUAUGAUGGCGGGAGAGAUUCAAGAACCGUUUAACCUAAGCCUUCUGGAGAAUUCUAUUCACUCAGGAUCGAUAUCAUUUGGAAGAUUUGAGAAGGAAGAUUUAUCAUGGGAGAAGAGAUCAUCCUUCUCUCACAACAGAUAUCUAGAAGAGGCUGAGAAGUUCUCUAAACCAGGCUCUGUUACUCAGAUGAGAGCUCAUUUCGAGGCUCAUUUCAAGAAAAAAGGUAUCCGAUUUCCAAGUUCUCAAGAAGCUCAAACAUGGGGAGAAGUUGUUCAUCAGCAUCAUCAUCAUCAUCAAACUUGUAAUGAGAAAGAUGAGAAUCUGUGGGAAAGCACGAGUCAGUGUAGCCACAACAGCUAUGAACAAGACAAAUAUGAUCAAGAAAAAAGCCCAUUUGGUGAUUCUUGUGUGAGUUAUGAAGAUAAUCUGGUGAAUUCUGAAGAUGGUCACAGUUCUCAUUCUGUUGCUUUGGAUAAAACUGAAAUUGGUCAUAGUGAAAUGAGUCUUGAGGACAAAGAAGAAACGACAUCUUCCUCUGCAGUUACAUCGAAGCCUUCGAAAAUGGUUAAGAAAGCUAGUACUUAUUCUGUGGCCACCAAAGCUUCUACCAAGAAGCAUGUUGUGCUAACAAAGGAAUCUCCAAGAUGUAAAACAAAAAGCAGUAUUGACUCUAAGAGAGAAACAAAAUUGAAGCCGAAGGGGACUGUUAAAUCCAUUGCAUCUCAAGCUCCAAUAUCAAAGAAAACUGAGAGCCUAACUCCUUUGGCGACUACAAAAGACAAGAGAACAGCUGCUAAUGGUUUCAGUUUCAGAACUAAAGAACGAGACCAGAAGAAGAAAGGGGAAAAGGUGGAAGUUUUAGUGUCUAAAGCUCUCAACUUUAAAGCAAGACCAAUGCCUAAAAGCAUACAAGCUCGACCUCAACACACGUCAAAAGGUCAAGCAAAGGCAAGAGAAGAUGCUAAAGAACACUCAUCUAAAGCUAGUAGUGAUCAGUCAAUGGCAAAUGGAACGGCCAAGAGUAAACUCAAUAUUAACAAAAAGAAGGUGGAUAUACAGAAGAGUCUAAAUGGUAUUCUUCGGCCAAAGAGCAGCGAUCAAACAGCGAGAAACAACGCAAACAGAAGGAGUUUAGCGGUUAGGCGUUCUGCGGUUGAGGUUGCUUUGUGAGCAAUUCACCGUUCUUGCUUUUGUUCUUAAAGUUCAACUUCAGCUGCAAUUAGUACUAUGGAAUCAAUUGUUUCUCUGUGUUUCUGUGUAAUGAUGAUUAGAGUAUUA
Eutrema salsugineum is the source of this 1352-nucleotide messenger RNA. Its product is annotated as protein WVD2-like 7. Lineage: Eukaryota; Viridiplantae; Streptophyta; Magnoliopsida; Brassicales; Brassicaceae. The transcript has 5 exons. Bases 75 to 1244 code for a protein of 389 amino acids. The record is from RefSeq and is a predicted model, not a curated record.